AUGAAACGCAAGGCUAGUGGUAAGUACUGUAAUAUUAUAUGUUAUUAACGUGGAGUUGCGGUGUUAUAUCUACAAACUAACACAUCUAGUAGUGCAUUGAUGUAUAUUUACACUUUAUUGUGUGUAUAUAGUGACUUGAUCUGAAAGAGAAUAUUGUUUUAUUGACCAUUUCCGACGUGUGAUAUUUUUCACAGUUACUGAUCACGAUAAGUAAAAUAACAACUCGAGUUAAAUAUUAACACAAUAUAGUUAAAUAUUAACUUGCAAUAUUAACCAUUUAGGGUAAUGUUACAGUUUUGUUAAUAUUUAACUUAAACAGGUAACAUCGAGUUUAUACUUAACUUAUAUAACUUCGAAAAGGAAGUCCUGAGUACUUUAUACUAAAAUGUGAUCUUUGAACAAAGUAGAAUUCCUGUGUGUUAUAUAUACAUAUGCUAUAUAAACAAAGCAAGUUUUUAUCUUAAAUGGCCAGCACGUUUCUCAGCUUUUACGACUCUUUUACGACCCUACUUUCCAUAAGAAUUACUAGCUUUAUAAAUUUAUAAAAUUUAUAUACCACGAGAAUCUGCAAGGAGAAUGUAAUUAUUAUAGAAACAUCAGCGUUAAAUGAGUGGUAAUAAGCGCAAAAUGUAUAUUAUUACGUAAAUAUUUUCAAAUUUGCUCGGGGUUUUAAACGUAACGGAAAAAUUGGAAUUCGCAAUUUGUAUAUAAUUGUGUGAUUUUGGCAGCUUCGUCCGAGGAGGCGGGAUAGUAUUUAUCUUACUCACGUUAACAUACAAUGCGUAAUGAAAAACUGCAUAGUGUUAUUGAUUUCGAAGAUGUCUAGAGUAUUAAGAUACGGUUAGAAACUGGUUAGGGAAUCCUUAUUGAAAAAAUGUAAAUUUGGACAUUUAUGUAACAAGGAUCUUUUAUGCUCUAUGGCAGGAAUUUCAAAUUAUAAAACUCUUUAGUAGCAAGUGGCUGCAUCAUCCGUUUGGUGUACCGGGUGGCGCAAAAAAAAGUAUAACUGUUUGAUUACAUAUAGCUCAAAGACCAUAAGCAGUAGAACCCAAAAUCGAGUUUCAUUGCAUCCAGCGAUGUCUAACUUAAAUUUUGGUAUAUUCGACAGGCAUUUUCGUCCAAGAUUGACUGAGAUAUGAGUGUUUAAACUUUUGUUAGCAAAUUUGAAACGGUCACAAAUUAGCUAAAAACGGCCUAUUAAACUGAUUUUUAGCUAAUUUGUGACCGUUUCAAAAUUGUUAACAAAAGUUUAAACUCUUAUAUCUCAGUUAAUCUUGGACGAAUAUGCCUGUCAAAUAUACCAAAAUUUAAGUUAGAUAUCGCUGGAUGCAAUUAAACUCGAUUUAUGGUUCUACUGCUUAUUGUUUCUGAGUUACAAGUAAUCAAACAGUUGUACUUUUUUUUGCGCCACCCGGUAGAAAACCGCAUAUAAGCCGUAAGGACUUUGAUACAUAGUCUUUCCAUAAAUUAAUCUUUCUUUGCUUUCAAAUUGAUAGGCAGUCUCAUAGGUGUAAUUUAGGGUUUUGUACAAAUAUACAUUAUACUGUAUAUAGUGUAGCUAUAUAUAGGACUAAUAUUCUUCAAUGGUAGUAAAUGUGUGCAAGAUAUUUUCUUGGAAUAUUUGAAGGCGACAUGCUGUUUCCGCGAAAUGCUUCUCAAACAACCUGUUUGCCCAAGACACAAUGGAAAGCUCAGCCAUCCCAAAGGGUUUCUUCUCUAGUCAGAGACAACGAACAUCUAACAUCAUAUAUUUGGCUUAAGAUGAACCACACUUCGAAUAAUAACAUCUUGUGAACUCAAGAUUCGAGCUAUUUCAAACAAUAUAUAACAAAAUUCAAGGCAACACUUCGACUUUAUUUCAAAGUAAUUGUUAGGUUUGACAAUGACUUUGAAAUAAAGUCGACGUAGCCUAUUAGCUACCUUGAAUUUUGUUAUCUUGUUUGAAAUAGCUAAUCGAAUCAUGAGUUUACAAGAUGUUAUUAUUUGAUGAAGUUUCAUCUUAUAUUUUGCGAAAUUGUCUGCUUCAAAAGGAUUGUAAACUUUUCUGUGAAUAUAUCAUUAUAAAGGCAAUAAUACGUAAACUUGUUUAUUCAUGAUUAUGUACAUAUAUUCAUAUCCACAAGUGAAUUGCGCUAUAUAUAAAUAAAUCUAUUAUUGUUCUAUAUUAUAUCUAUGCUAUAAAACUAGUAUGUCUUUGAAACUGACUUUAAUUAAAAUAUUAAUAUACAAUCGUGAAUUAAAGAGAUUCAUCAUAGGUGUGAUCCACUUUGAUAAACACAAACUUUGAUUAAAUGAAGAAACUUCAACAGACAAUAGUGUAAUCCCGUGCAUGUGGUCAGGGCUUCGGUCAUCAAAAAUAAUCAAAUUUUGACUAGAAUACAUUUGAAGUUAAAUCUAUAUAAUUUUUUUGCCCAAACUAUCUUUCGUUCAAAGAACUUUUGAUAGCAUAUAAACAAACAAUCAAUCCUUGUUUAUUUCAAAUAUUUCAUUUCUUUUGUACAGGUCAAGGAAAAGUAAACCAACUUGGUGGCGUGUUUAUCAACGGUCGCCCUUUGCCCAACACAACAAGACUGCGUAUUAUUGAAUUAGCCCACAUGGGUGUGCGCCCUUGCGACAUCAGCCGUCAACUCCGUGUAUCUCACGGCUGCGUAAGCAAAAUCCUGUCACGCUACCAAGAAACGGGCUCGAUCCAACCCGGUACAAGUGGCAGCCCGAAACCGCGGGUCAUUACAAAAGACAUAGAACUCAAGAUCGACGAAUACCGUACAAUGUACCCUGGGAUGUUCUCUUGGGAAAUCCGCGAACGAUUGCUGUUGGAUAAAUUCUGCAGCCGGGAAACUCUCCCCUCGCUCAGCUCUAUAAGUCGCAUGAUGAAAAGUAAAUUGAGAUCUGAAAGUCUGGAUAGCGGGACACAAUCGAACAGCGAGAACGAGGAAGACGAUAGGGAACAUCAGGCGGUAGAUAGGGAAGAUGAUGUACAUCAUGAUGAAGAUAGGGAUCGUGAGAGUGUAUCCUCUGAUCAAGAACAAACUAUUGUACCAAGAAUUAAACAAGAGAAAGUUGAAUAUACUGAAGAAAUGGACGAAGGGAAUGAUUCAGGUACGAAUUGGUGGGUUUCGAAGGGUGGCUCCCACUCAGAUGGCCCUAGAUCAUCCAGAAACAGUCAGCAUUGACCAGUGCUUAUGCAAAUCGUUUCCAUGUUGUAUGAAACUUUUUUCGGCGAGGUGCGGAUGACCUCCUUUCCGGAAAUUCACUACAAAUCUCAGGCGAGCACUAUAUAGUCGUUGGUCACGUUCCAGCGACUAGUAAGGCAAUAAUCUAGCCAGUAAGCUGUUUUCAAAUUCUGUGGUUGCUCAAAGGUGGCACAUUAUAGGCUUAGUAGUUCAAUUUCAUACCCUCUCGCUUUGUCAUAAGGACCAUAAGGUCCCAAGUCCAAGAUCACUGAGAACCAUGAAAUAAUACGUUAUUACACGUCGCGUGACAAAUACAGCGCAUUAUAGAUGGGUGUAACCUCUUGCCGUCAAGGGUCCGAUAUCAAAGUAUUCUUAAGUACACAAUAACUGUCCUUAAUUAGUUGUUUGAAUGUUUUUGAAGGUCACCUAAAAAUACAAUUUUUAAAAAUCACGGACACGUCAGUGCUUAUGAACAGGGAAGUAAAGUCAUGGCAUAGAGAUGUGGGAUUAGCCUAGUUUAACAAGUACAACCGGUUUCCUACGGGAACUCCGACAUCCCCCAAUGUGCCGGCAAUAUGAGAUGACCCUAUAACUGCACCUCUAAGUUGGAACAGCUUAGAACGGAUAAAGAUAUCAAUUAUGAACGAAGUUAGUUUAGUUUAGAUUUCCGUCUGGACUUAUUGAUCACUAGAAACGAAUGAGCUAUAUUCAGAAUAAAUGAGGUUAAUAUAGUUUAGGUUUCCUCUCGUAGAGAUGGCCUAACCAGAUUUUUAGACAGAACAGUUUAGAACUGAUAGAGCUAUCCAGUAUUAAAUAAAGUUAGUUACGUUUAGGUUUCCUACCGUAGACAUGGGCUUAUAAUUAUUGGACUUUUAGAAAGAACAGUUUAGAACUGAUAGAGCUACCACCCAUAUUAAACAAAGUUAGUUUAGUAUCCUUCAAUUCUUCAUUCUUCCAUUAGUUUUGACACAAGUGAAAGUAAAAUGAGGUGCAUAGUAAAAAAAAUUAUAUCAAUUUUGUUGCGUGAAAUCUGCACUUGCUAUCUUUAAGAGUUCCUUUAAAUAACCCGUUACUUUAACUGCUCGCAAGACCCCUCCCUAGCGAUAAUUUCCGUUGAUAAUACUCAAGUGUCAUUCCCUUAUCGCGUGUACAACUUGAACGUUCAAGCAGCGUAAGUCCUUAUAAAGAUAUCACAAGGGUCGCACUAGCUUUGAUCAUAACAUUGGAAUACGCCACGUUUUCAUGGCAACCCGAUAAACAGGAGGUUAACCGUACAUUAAAUGCAUGUAAUCACCCAGACAAGCCCCACGCCACGAUAAGGAAUGCCGCCUCUUGUAGAUAGGAAAUACUAUGGGGACAAAUUUUUCUUAUAAAUUUUAUUUGAAGUUUUGCCGCACAAGUAAGCUAUGUCAUUGGUAUGAAGUGUUGUCAAGGGUAAACUCUAAUCCGUUGGUUUGAAAUAGAAAGAUUAUUUGUAUAUAUAACCGGUGUAAUUAAUCAACAUAUUUCCUGCAGUUUCUGACAACGAUUCAAAAAAUGCAUGCUAGGUCUUUUUUCCUGCCGAAAUUCUAAUGAGGAUUCCCUUAUUGAGGAGUAAGAAAGCUUUUUCAACAUAUGAUUAAGUCAUUAAGAUGCAUAUAACCAAAUGAACAAUCAAGGUAUGAAGACUAUAAAUUAAGCUUACUUAUACAGGAUAGCUAUAUCAGUUCUAUCCUCUCUAGAGGUUCAGUAAGGUCAAACCUUCAUGUUGUUGAAAAAAACAUGUACUGUUUGGUAAAAUUUAAUUUCUAUAACAAUUGACAACGUCAUUUGUUCAAAAGCACAUGUACUUAUCAUAGAAAAACUUGGAACGGUUGCUGAGGAAAGUUAAAACGUAAUGUACUGUCUGUUUUUUUCAUAAAUACAGAACAAUUGAAAACCUGCUGUCAAGAUGAUUUUUUUUGUCAACAAGAUUUUUUAAAAUAUUUUUUAUCAGUUUUACAAUAAGAAAUUGAAGGCACAGACAACAGGACUCGCAAUGACAAUGCUUGUUCCCAGUUGCUAACAAGUCUGGAACAAUCAUCUUGUAACGAGGUUGUCAACAAGUUGUUCCAACAAGUCUGAUACUGUCAGCACGUAACACAAGUUGUUGACGACAACAAGCUCGUAGCAACUUGUUACGAACAGUCUGCAUAUACAGUGGUCUUGCUGGAACAACUUGUAGCAAGUCUGUUACCGUUAUCAACCUUGUAACAAGAUGAUAACAACUUGUUCCACACUUGCCACAAGAACUGAAAACGAGCAGUGCAUGCGAACGCAUCCUGUUAUCGGCUUGACAAUAACCUUGUAUAUUACAACUUGUUGGCAGAUACUGUACGCGCGUUUUACAUUGUGUAGAUACUGUAUAGCUUAGAAUAUUGCAAAGAAUAUUCUGCAUAAUUAAUCACGUUUACCUGCCAAAUUACCGUGUGAGAAUAUAUGCACGCACAUGUUAAGGGCAUGGUCAUAAAGUGGUCCCCACUUCAAAACAUGUUAAAUCAACAAUACCUGUCAUUUUGAUUUAUAUUUUCCUUCCGCAUGUAAAUAACCCAGUACAUUUGCAUUGUAUAUUUUUGAAAAGGGCAAGGUCAUUUGUUAAUGCUAAGAUAUCCCAGCACAAAAGAUUUGACAUUGCAAGUCAAUAGACGGCUUAAUUAGAUGUUUAGCACUUAGAAUUAGGGUAAUUAACUUAGUAUACGAUAGCAACUGUAUUUUCUAAACAGUUUUUCGUGUCCACAAUCACUUAAUGAAACUAUGUCUUUGAAAAGAAUGUUCUUGCAUUUGAAGUCGAGUAUUUGAAAGAACUUCACACCGUCACAAGCCUUUAACACUUUCAAGUACUUUAUUUUCCAUGGCCAUUUCUUAUCCAUUAUACACAGAACUGAGAAUAUUGCUUUACAAGUGAUUUACGGAAAUGUGCACGGUGCACGAAUGAUGAACGCGAUUACGUUUUGCAACAACAUUUUGCCUAAUAAGUAAGCCUUUAUCCAACAUAUCCAACAUUUUGAUCCAACUAAUUUCAAAAAUAAUAAAAAAUAGUUUAUUGAGUUUCUCACUCAUUGGUGAGCGGAUUUCUCAACAGGCUAUUUAUUGCUCAAUUGAUAUAGGGGAUCCGAGGUACCUCAGUUCGAUUUUAACGUCUUUAUCCGAGAAGACUAACCAUUUACUCAUGUCAAUGUAAAGGUAGCACUUUCUCCUCAAUUAUUUUAAGAUCUUGAGUAGAUUAGAGAUCCGACCCGGGAUUGAACCUAGGUAUCCCAGCUUCAAAGGCAAGCGUGGUGAUCACAAGCAAGAGCAAGACUCGUUUCAUAUAAUCUAUGAAAUAGGUUUUGCAAUAUUUCGAAAUAAUGGUAUGCAAUAUUCUAGUGUAUGGCAUGCUUCGCAAACAUGCAUGUUGUACACUGGAAUAAGAUCUAUAUUCAUCUUUUGACUAUGCUCUACCAACUCUAUAUUCAUCUAGAUCUAUAUUCAUCUUUUGACUAUGCUUCUACGCUAUCCGCCUCGAUUAGCGUUUGCUAUUUGCGGAUUAAGUGUACAGUUUCAUUGUAUUAUAGUGAAUAAUUAAUAAAUGAAUAUAUACAAUGAAUAUAAUAUAAAUAUAUCACGGCACAACAAGAGCUGGAAAUUCAGUUUGAAAUUCACAUAAGCACUGGCUGUUGUAGAUUUUUUCUAGAUGGUGCUAGAGAUGUUACGGGAAGGGGGUGUUUUAGUGGUUCCUUCCGAACUUAUACAAUUUCUAGUCAAAGAAAAUACUAGACCAUGUUCCGUAAUGAAUUAUGGAAACUAUGAAAGUUAUACAUUUCAUCUAACAAAAAUUCAUUUCUUCACUUCAGACUCCAGUUACUAUGGUGAGACCACCUUGGGAAUGCCAUUCCAUGCCGACCACCUGAUACUGAAGCAAAAGCAGCGUCGGUCAAGGACAAAAUUUACAUCCAGUCAGCUCGAGGAGUUGGAGAAAGCCUUCCAGAAAACACAUUAUCCAGAUGUCUAUACCAGAGAAGAACUAGCUCAAAGAAUUAACCUUUCUGAAGCGAGAAUACAGGUAGGAUUUCUAGUACCUUUGUACGAAUUCCCAGGCUAUAAGGUUGGGUUACAGCAUUUUUGCUCACAAAGGGAAAAUAGAACUGACCAAUCAGAUAUGAUUUCGCUUGCAAGUCGUGCUGUGAUUGGCUGAAACGAACUCUAGUUAUAGUAAUUAUGCAAGGAAUUAAAUCCACUGAUCUGAAAAGAUAUCUGGACGUCCAACUUCAUUUCUUCACACAAAAAUAAACAAUCCAGUUUUAUUUGGAGGCCAUGAGGCUGAGCUUUGAAAAUAAGUAAAAUAUAAACCAGUUAUUCAUUUUUGCAAAACAAUUUUGGAAAUGUAUCGAAGUAAACUCUUUUCAUUUAUUUCUGGUAUGUACGUGUACUUAAUUAAGGUCACUAAUUACUUUUCAUUUAUUCCUGCUAUGUACGUGUGCUUAAUUAAGGUCACUAAUUACUUUUCAUUUAUUCCUGGUAUGUACGUGUACUUAAUUAAGGUCACUAAUUACUUUUCAUUUAUUCCUGGUAUGUACGUGUGCUUAAUUAAGGUCACUAAUUAGUGCUAAUUGAAAGUAUUGUUGUAUUAAAUCAUCUUUUAUUGUUUUCCACAGGUCUGGUUUUCUAACAGACGUGCGAGAUUACGGAAACAAGAACUUCCAAAAACUCAACAAAUUUCAACGCCAAGAAUUAUCCCAUCCGCACCUAUCCCUUUCCCCACAUUUUACUAUUAUUCCUAUCCAUCUCUAUCCCCAUAUCCUAUCCCUUCGUAUCCACGCACAACCAUGUGCAGCUGUGGUUAUCCAUGCAGCGGGAGUUCUGCCCAUGCGCAGGCCGCCAAGUAA
Paramuricea clavata is the source of this 8056-nucleotide messenger RNA. The record is from the annotation of a GenBank genome assembly. NCBI's taxonomy places the organism in Eukaryota, Metazoa, Cnidaria, Anthozoa, Malacalcyonacea, Plexauridae.